AUGCGUCUCUCUACCUUGUUCCUGUCAUUGAUCAGCGUGGUCUCCACCACGGUGUCGGCACAUCCUAAACGCCAGACACAACAGCCGACUUUCUCCCGCAAUGUCAUCUUCUCGCCGCCACGCAAUGCCGGUUGGACCGACCCUGGUGUUCUCUACGCCCGCAGUGCACAACUUAGUGACGGCUCCAUUCUUGCAACAUGGGAGAACUACUCACCUGAGCCACCCAUUGUCUACUUCCCCAUCUACAAGUCUAGCGACGGUGGGUUGACAUGGAAGGAGAUCUCGCGCGUGCAGGAUACGCAAAACGGCUUUGGUCUGCGUUACCAACCCACCCUCUACGUUCUGCCACAGGCUAUCGGUGGCUACCCAGCUGGUACCGUUCUGAUCUCCGGGUCCUCGAUCCCCACCGACCUCUCCAGCACGGAGAUUGAACUGUACGCCUCAAAAGACGAUGGCGUUACCUGGGAAUUUGUAUCGCACAUCGCAAAGGGCGGUAGGGCUGUUCCUAACAACGGCCUCACCCCGGUGUGGGAGCCAUUCUUGAUGAUGUACCAAAACACGCUCAUCUGCUACUACUCCGACCAACGCGAAAAUGCGACUUACGGUCAGAAGAUGGUACACCAGUCUACUACGGAUCUGAAGACUUGGGGCGCCGUCGUCAACGACGUGACUUACCCUACCUACACCGACCGUCCUGGUAUGCCCACUGUCGCUGAGCUGCCAAACGGGCAAUACAUCAUGACCUACGAGUACGGUGGUGGCCCUGCCAUUCCCAACUCCUACCAAUUCCCCGUAUACUACAAGAUUGUUUCCGACCCCACCAAGUUCGGCGAAGCUACCGGUAUCAGUCUCAAGGCUACUGAUGGCACGAUUCCCAGUGGUUCUCCUCAUGUGGCUUGGAGCAGCUUUGGAGGAGUCAAUGGCACCAUCAUCGCCAGCGCACACAGCAACUCGGAGGUUUUCAUCAACAGAGGUCUUGGACAGGGUCCCUGGAUCAAGGUUGCCACACCUGAAGCGACCUCAUACACCAGGCAUCUCCGUGUCCUUAGCGACCCAACCAAGUUGUUGAUCAUGGGUGGUGGAAACCUGCCGCCUGCCAACGCCAACAGUGUCACGGUCACUGUUGUUGAUAUCAGCUCGUGGUAG
This is a messenger RNA of Pyrenophora tritici-repentis Pt-1C-BFP, 1146 nucleotides long. RefSeq names its product Tymo-45kd-70kd domain containing protein. The record is from RefSeq and is a predicted model, not a curated record. Lineage: Eukaryota; Fungi; Ascomycota; Dothideomycetes; Pleosporales; Pleosporaceae.